Messenger RNA from Gossypium raimondii (Peruvian cotton), 1502 nucleotides. Its product is annotated as spermidine synthase 1. Gene Ontology annotation, biological process: spermidine biosynthetic process. Bases 152 to 1195 code for a protein of 347 amino acids. Lineage: Eukaryota; Viridiplantae; Streptophyta; Magnoliopsida; Malvales; Malvaceae. Gene Ontology annotation, molecular function: spermidine synthase activity. The record is from RefSeq and is a predicted model, not a curated record. The transcript is spliced from 9 exons. Gene Ontology annotation, cellular component: cytosol.
AAAGCAAGACCAAAGACCAAGCUAGUGUGGCCUCUUUUUCUCUUUCAGUGACCUGUAUCCAGCCAACCCGAGAUUUUCUAUUUUCCGAUUCUUUUUAGGUCUUUUUCCCAAUUUUUUUGUAUUUCUAAAACAGAAACAAAUAGGUGUCUCAAUGGCAGAAGAGAGCGGUGCCCCCGUAAGUUGUGCUGAUUUGCCCGUUAAAAGGCCCAGAGAAGACGAAGAAAACGGGGUCUCUUCUGCUGCUGCUGCUGUUGCCAUGGAAAUGGAAGCUGAUACCAAUAACACUUCCAAGGAAGUUGAUGGGAUUUCCUCUGUUAUUCCUGGAUGGUUCUCUGAGAUUAGCCCAAUGUGGCCUGGAGAGGCGCAUUCCUUAAAGGUUGAAAAGGUCUUGUUUCAAGGGAAGUCUGAUUACCAGAAUGUUAUGGUCUUUCAGUCAUCCACAUAUGGGAAGGUUCUUGUUUUGGAUGGUGUGAUUCAGCUCACAGAGAGAGAUGAAUGUGCAUAUCAAGAGAUGAUCACUCAUCUUCCACUUUGCUCCAUUCCAAAUCCUAAGAAGGUUUUGGUCAUUGGUGGUGGUGAUGGUGGAGUUCUCCGGGAAGUUUCUCGUCAUUCUUCUGUUGAGCAGAUUGACAUCUGUGAAAUUGACAAGAUGGUCGUUGAUGUUUCUAAACAAUAUUUUCCUGAUGUAGCUGUUGGUUAUGAUGAUCCCCGUGUGAAACUUCAUAUUGGUGAUGGAGUUGCAUUUUUGAAGGCUGUUCCAGAAGGUACUUAUGAUGCAAUUAUAGUGGAUUCUUCUGAUCCUAUAGGUCCUGCUCAAGAACUCUUUGAGAAGCCCUUUUUUGAGUCUGUGGCAAAGGCUCUUCGUCCAGGAGGAGUCGUCUGCACUCAGGCAGAAAGUAUCUGGCUACAUAUGCACAUCAUUGAGGAUAUUGUAGCAAACUGCCGUCAAAUCUUCAAAGGCUCUGUUAACUAUGCGUGGACUACAGUUCCUACAUACCCAAGUGGUGUGAUUGGUUUCAUGCUUUGCUCAACUGAGGGGCCUCUUGUUGACUUCAAGCAUCCGGUGAAUCCUAUAGACAAAGAUGAGUGCUGCUGCAAAUCAAAACGACCCCUUAAGUUUUACAACUCUGAGAUUCAUUCGGCUGCUUUCUGUUUACCAUCCUUUGCAAAGAAGGUGAUCGAAUCAAAACCUUAAGGGUGGAAAUUUUGAAGUUUUAGAACAAAUUCUAGUUAUUGGUGAGCAUUAGUUAUCAUCCUUUGCUUUGAUGGCCCAAUGUAGCAACGAACCUUGGAUUUGGAAAUUUAGAUAAUGCACUUUCUUUUUUGUCUCGCUUAGGAAGAGAAUUUGAGGUAAUGGUUGUGGAAGGAUAUAUGUCCACAAGGGAUAAUAUGGUCAUUUAGCUGAGACAUAAAUGGCUGUUUCUUGCAAUCGUUUUAUCAGAUUCACAUGUUUGUGUUAUUAUAUCAUUUUUGCAAUAUAUUGUCAUGGAUGUUUAGGAUCA